GUGCCGAACAAACAGAAUAAAAGCAUCAAAAAUCUACAAACUGUUUAGUGUGAGAUAAAUUAAUACAAUAACAGUUAUGGGUUUUAACAAAAUGCAGAUUUAACUUUUUAAAACGUCAUUUUGCACCAUCAGGUUUUCCAUUCUGAGAAAAAUGUUUGAAAAAGUCUGGAAUUGUAAAAUAUAAUUCAGCUAAAACUGAACAUAAUGGAUAUUGAGCUUUAAUAAAUUCCCUUUUAAGUCUUUAAGUCCCUUUUUAUAUAAUUUAAACUUUCAUCAGAGCAAAUGCAUGUCAGUCAUAAUCUUCCACAUGACUCUCUGAGUCAUAUUUUCGUUGCUCAUUUAAACAAUGUGCUGUUUCACUCCAACUGUUUAGUUUUUGCAGCCAUUAAUUUAUUUUCUUUGGAAAAAUCUUUUUCUUUCCCAUCAAGUUGCACCGGGCCUGUUUAUUAACAGAAAGUUCUGCUUUUACUGCAGAUUUUAUGUGAAGACUGAGGAAAAGCAGCUAGCUCAGCCGUCAUGGCUGGAUUUAAACUGAAUCCAGUAAUUCUCCGGUCCCAUAAACCAGAUUAUGCAGAGCUGAUUACAGGCAUGUUUCUGGUUCUGAGGUCCAAACGGGUCACAUGUCCAGUUGUGUGUGCGCUCUGGACUCUUUAAGCUCUUUUGACGGAAAACAGCAAGAGUAUAAAAACGUUAUGUAACGAGCAGCAGCAGGAUUAACUGCUGAGACGCAGCGUUACUGCGGCGCGGCCCGGUUCCGUCCAUCUGGACCCGCAACAUGAAGCCUCGUCUCUCUGCUUCAGAUUGGGAUUAAGAUGGAGAAGUGGGGAAUCCUGAGGGUGUGUGUGGCUGCUGCUGGGCGCUGCGUCCUCGCUACAAACGGCUGGUGGACAACAUUUUCCCUGAAGACCCAGAGGACGGGCUGGUGAAGGCCAACAUGGAGAAGCUGACCUUCUUCGCUCUGUCGGCGCCGGAGAAGCUGGACAGGAUCGCAGCCUACCUGUCGGAGCGUCUGACCAGGGAGCUGAACCGCCACCGUUACGGGUAUGUGUGCAUCGCGCUGGAGGCCAUGGAGCAGCUGCUGCUGGCCUGCCACUGCCAGAGCAUCAACCUGCUGGUGGAGAGUUUCCUCGGGACGCUGCGGCUGCUGCUGGAGGCCGACAGGCCGCACCUGCACAUCCUGGCCACCGGCUCCUUUGUGAAGUUUGCGAACAUCGAGGAGGACACGCCUUCGUAUCAUCGCAGCUACGACUUCUUCGUGUCUCGGUUCAGUGAAAUGUGUCACUCCGACCACGAAGACCCUGAAAUGCAGAUCAAGAUCCGCGUGUCGGGGAUCCGCGGCCUGCAGGGCGUGGUCAGGAAGACGGUGGACGACGAGCUGCAGGUCAACAUCUGGGAGCCGCGGCACAUGGAGCAGAUCGUCCCCGCGCUGCUGGUCAACCUGGAGCAGGGCAGCAGCGGCUCUCCUGCUGAGCAGACGGAGGUGUGCUUCAGAGAGCUGCUGGGCCGAGCCGCGUACGGACACAUCAACAACGCCAUCAGACCCGUUCUCAUGCACCUGGACAGCCGCAGCCUGUGGGAAGGAGGAGGCUUUGCUGUUCGCUGCUUUCAGAUCAUCAUGUUCUCCAUCCAGUCGCAGCACUCCCACCUGGUCAUCCAGCAGCUGCUGGGCCACCUGGACGCCAACAGCAGGAGUCCGGCGUCUGUCCGGGCCGGGAUCGUGGAGGUUCUGUCUGAGGCUGCUGUGAUCGAAGCCACUGGAUCCGUAGGUCCCACCGUGUUGGAGGUGUUCAACACGUUGCUGCGGCAGCUCAGGCAGAGCGUCGACUUCCAGCUGACUGGUUACUAUGACAACGCCAGAAAACACAAAACCACGUCGUUUCACGAGAAAACGCUGCAGGACGGCGUCAUCAAAACCAUCGGAUCCUUUGCCAACACACUUCCUGUCUACCAGAGGUCAGAGGUCAUGCUGUUCAUCAUGGGGAAAAUCCCAGUCCCCGGCAUCUACCCGGCGCUGGGCUCUCCGAAUGCCGGGUUUGAAGGCAGCAGGAUGAUCCAGGUGAUGCUGCUGAAGUCUCUGCUGCAGGUUUCGGAGCGCUACGACAGCAGCAACCUGCUGACCGCGCUGCCCUCCUCCUUCCUGGAGCCGCUGCUGUCCUUCACCCUGAUGGACGACCCGGAGAUCCGCCUGCUGGUUCUGUCCAUCCUCACCUCGCUCAUCGACCGCCGUCACAACGCAGACAGGAUCACCGCAGUCAGUGUGACGUUUGACGUGUCGGUUCUGGAGCAGAAGGAGGACAGAUGCUCCCGACAGGACAACCUGUUCAUCAGGAAGCACGCCCAGCGGCUCUACAGACACGUCUUCCUGGCCUGUAAGGAGGAGUCCAACGGGCCGAGCCACUACCAGGCGCUCUGCAGCUUACUGGUUGUCCUCAGUGUGGAGCUGGUCAGUGAGGAGGUUCUGGUGGACCUGAUCCGACUCAUCCUGGCCCUGCAGGAGCUGGGCGUGUCCAAUCAGGAGAGUCUGUCUGUGUUGAACCGCUGCAGUCUUCACGCCGUCUGCGCCGCCGUCCUCCAUGUUCUGUCGCAGCUCGGCCCGCCGCCGCCUCUCCGUCAGCACGUCACUCAGGUCAUAGAGAGUCGACAGAAGGGGGCGCCACACCUGCUGCCUGAAGGCGUCCUGUGUGACCAACCCAGGAUCCCAAACGGGGAUCUGAUGGUGGACAAAGAUCUCCUGUUUGUCCAGUCCAAGAUCUGCGAGGCGCUGACAGGAAGCAGCUACAGCGCACAGUGUGAACGCCUCAACACGCCUUACACUCCUCAGCUGACCGAUGAAGACCGUCUGUCCAGGAAGAUGAGCAUUGCAGACACCAUCUCCCUCCAGAUCGCCAUAGACCAGGAGUCCAGCGCUGACCCGCAGAAACCUCAGACUGAGCAGAUCACCUUUGAGACGCUGAAGAACACCAUUGAGGACAGAGGAGGUGUGGAGGAGGAGGAGAGGAGGAAGAGGAUGGAGGUGGUGGAGAGGUUCCAGACGGCUCCUUUUGAGGAAAUCGCAGCUCUCUGCGGAUCCAGGACGUCGCUGCUUCAGUCCAAGCUGGACCGGGUCUUUGACCUGAUCGUCCGUCCUCCACCGUCUCCGUCAGGACAGCCGUCUCAGCGGUCAACGCCCGUCUAUGAGAUGAAGUUUCCUGACCUGUGUGUGUAUUAGAGGCCCAGCUGGAUAACAAUGAAGCAUUUUAUGUAGCGAUAAAGAAACAGAUUGUAAACAUGUUUCAUCUACAAGUUAUGCGUUUUUUCAGUGACUGUUUUGACAAAAACUUUCUUCUUUGUUAAUUUAUUAAAGCAAUGAGGACUGAUUAAAAAUUCUCAUGUAGUUGAUUAAAGAGAAUUAACAUGAAUUAACAUGUUUGAUUCAACCGUCUCUUCCUCGCCAUUUUUUUUAAAUUAAAACUUUUUCCUUCCCUUGUUA
Molecule: messenger RNA, 3469 nt
Organism: Poecilia latipinna (sailfin molly)
Lineage: Eukaryota; Metazoa; Chordata; Actinopteri; Cyprinodontiformes; Poeciliidae
Product: protein EFR3 homolog B-like
Exons: 22
Coding region: 935-3208 (757 amino acids)
Biological process (GO): protein localization to plasma membrane
Cellular component (GO): plasma membrane
Source: RefSeq, a predicted model, not a curated record